Molecule: messenger RNA, 775 nt
Organism: Ostrea edulis (European flat oyster)
Lineage: Eukaryota; Metazoa; Mollusca; Bivalvia; Ostreida; Ostreidae
Product: peptidyl-prolyl cis-trans isomerase-like
Exons: 3
Coding region: 18-512 (164 amino acids)
Biological process (GO): protein peptidyl-prolyl isomerization; protein folding
Cellular component (GO): intracellular membrane-bounded organelle
Molecular function (GO): peptidyl-prolyl cis-trans isomerase activity
Source: RefSeq, a predicted model, not a curated record
AUUUGAUUUGAAAAAAGAUGGCGAAACCUCGAGUCUUUUUCGACAUUACAGCUGGUGGCGAAAGCUUUGGUCGUAUUAUUAUGGAGUUGCGUGCUGACGUGGUACCCAAAACAGCCGAGAACUUCCGUGCUCUUUGUACAGGAGAAAAGGGCUUUGGCUACAACGGCAGUAUUUUCCACAGAGUUAUUCCAGAUUUUAUGUGCCAGGGGGGAGACUUUACAAACCACAACGGCACAGGUGGGAAAAGUAUCUAUGGAAACAAAUUUGAGGAUGAGAACUUCACACUGAAACACACUGGACCAGGUAUUUUAUCCAUGGCUAAUGCAGGUCCCGGCACCAAUGGCAGCCAAUUCUUCAUUUGUACAGCAAAAACACCGUGGCUUGAUGGCAAACAUGUUGUGUUUGGAACCGUAGUGGAAGGCCUGGAUAUUGUUAAGAAAAUGGAAAGUUUGGGAUCUCAGAGUGGGAAAACGUCCAAGAAAAUUGCAAUUGCCAACUGUGGCCAGCUCUAAACGAAACUUUUUAUCUGCCGACUAUAGAGCUUCUGAACAUCAUUUUAUGUAACAAUGCUACAAAACAGUGCUUGAUUAUGUAAUCAUGAUAAAAUAUGCACACAAUAGUUCUUCUUUAAUUUGGCUAAAUAUUAUUUGUAGUACAUAAUAUUUUAGUUUUGUUAAAUUGUUGAAAAGGAUUGUAUUUUGGAAGGUUGAAAGUUUUUUUCAAGAAAUGCGAUAUUAAGAAAUUAAAGAAGUCUUUACAUUUCUCCUGUAUUUAA